This is a messenger RNA of Centropristis striata (black sea bass), 8323 nucleotides long. It is a transcript of the gene ippk, whose product is annotated as inositol 1,3,4,5,6-pentakisphosphate 2-kinase. NCBI's taxonomy places the organism in Eukaryota, Metazoa, Chordata, Actinopteri, Perciformes, Serranidae. Bases 98 to 1738 code for a protein of 546 amino acids. Gene Ontology annotation, cellular component: nucleus. Gene Ontology annotation, biological process: inositol phosphate biosynthetic process. The transcript is spliced from 14 exons. The record is from RefSeq and is a predicted model, not a curated record. Gene Ontology annotation, molecular function: ATP binding; inositol-1,3,4,5,6-pentakisphosphate 2-kinase activity.
CUAACGGCCGGGGCUUUUAUUGUGAAGUGCUGGCCGGAAGCGGAGGUCUGCUGGGUGUGAGCCGCAUCGAUCCCUAUGGUGCGCCGCAUAGAUAUCUAUGGUGAGCCGGGGCCGGGCUGGAUCAGUGAGCUACCGGGAGGACCGACCUGUAUGUCUCCGUGCCGUCGUGCUGUGUGACUCUCUGGCCGUUAACGGAGCUCCGCGAGCCGGCGCCGGUGUGAUGGAGCUGGACAAGAUGGAGGAGAAGGACUGGAAGUACCACGGGGAGGGCAACAAGAGCCUGGUGGUCUCACACGUCCAGCUUUCUAGAGUUCUGCGUCUGCUCAAGUAUCCGGCUGAGGACUCUGAGAACCCUCCACAGACGGUGGAGCAGGCCUUCAGGCAGAUCCAGAACAUUGUUGACUUCAGCUCCAACGUGAUGAGCAGCCUGCUGGGGGACAAGUUCAUCCACAGCGGGGAAGUGGUCAAACUGCCGCUGGAGUUUGUGAGACAGCUGUCAAUCAAAGUUCAACAUCAACGACCAGCGUGGCGCUGUGAUAAGGUGAUGGACAUCUACAGCGGCUGUGCUCUCUGUCUGCCCAACCUGACGUCUCCAGCUCUCCACCAGACAACACACACUCCUCCACUCUGCAUCGAGAUCAAGCCCAAGUGUGGCUUCCUGCCGUCCUCCAAACACGUCAGCAAAGACAUCAAGACCAAAGUAUGUCGCUUCUGCAUGCACCAACACUACAAGGUGGCCAAUGGGAAGUGGAAGAGACGCAGCCUGUACUGUCCUCUGGACCUGUUCUCAGGGAACAGACAGAGAAUGCACUUUGCCAUCAGACACCUGAUAGAAGAACCUCAGAACAACUUAAAGAUCUUCAAGGGCGGUCAGUGUGUCUACAGCAGUAAAGAGGGCAGUGAUGAGUCGACAGACCUCAACUCUCUGCUGCAUCAUCUCAGACCUUACUUCCUGUACGGAAACAACCGCAUCAACAGUCACAUGACCUGCAAAGCUGUCCUCAACGACUUCAUCCAGGUGCUGGUGAACGCCCUGCUGAGUGCUGGAGGAGGAGGUGGAGGCGUGGUGACAGACAGACGAGGAGAAGGACGGAGCUUCUGUGAAGCCAGUCUGUUCAACAAGGAGAGGAUUCGCCAUGGCUCUCAGGGUUUACCCAGCGACAGCGUCUUGUUCAGGAUCCUUCAGACUCAGAUGUUGGACACGCUGGACAUCGAAGGACUCUUCCCUUUGUACCGCCGGGUGGAGCAACACCUGCAGGACUUCCCCAAGGAGAGGACUCGUCUCCAGAUGGACGGACCGUACAACGAGGCGUUCCUGGAGAAGCUGCAGAAGUGUCCAGCUGAGGACGACGGAUCAGUGGAGUACGCUGCCGCCAAGGUCCAUCAGUACCGCGUCUCCAUGACGACCAAGGACUGCUCCAUCAUGGUGGCCCUGGUGCCCAGCAGUGAGGAAGAGGAGGAUGAUGAAGGUCUGUCCAGUCCGAGGCGUCUCAGGGACUUCCUGUCCUCCUCCAGACCUCCGGCCUUCUCCUACUGCGUGUCCAUCUUGGAUCUGGACCCCAAGCCGUUGGACAGCAUCCCCCGCCAGCUGCGCCUGGACCAGAAGAUCGUGUCCUGCUACCUGAGGACGGGAGGAGCUCUGCCCAGGGUGUCUCUGCUGCAGCCGCACGCCGCCAUCUUCUGCUCUUCUUCUGCAGAGAGAGAGUCCGACUGCACGCUGCACUUCAAACCUUUGUGAGCCCGACGAGAGCCGGACCACCACCACCACCACCACCACCACCACCACGCUGGAGACCCAAACAGGGACGUCCAGAACCACGUCAGCUGCAGCACUUUGUCUCCAUUCAGCAAAACUAAAACUCUCCAGGAAGUCUCCAGUAAAAUCAUCAGACAUGAAGCGACUUCCACCUUUUUCUGUUACUGAUUCUUGUUGUUUUUCUUCUUCUUCUUCACCUGUCAGGAGGUUUAAUCCAACAUGAUACAUAUUUAUUAGAAAACUCGCUCACAGGGAGCUUUGUUUUUGUUUGUUUUUUCCUCUCCGAGAUAAAAAAAAACCUCCUGACGGGACGUUUACUGUCGUCAUGGCGACCAUCUCAGCGGAGAGAAAGAAAGGAAGGAAGGAAGGAAGGAAGGAAAGUGGAAGCAGGUUUUUUUGGGGCGCUGUCGUACGUAUGAUGUCAUAUCCUGAAUGUAGGCGGGGCCUCUGGUGGCAGAGAGGCGGAGCCAAUAUGUAUGUCCAGGUUGAACUGUGUCGUUGUCAUGGUAACGGGAGCACUAGUUACCAGCUGCAGACACAGAGGAGAAGUAAUCUGAUUACACAACGGGCUGUUUCAGUCCUCUGGAGGUUUACCAGUCUGACGAGGAGAAACCUUCCUCCAGCAGAUUGUGAUUUAUGACGUUUGACUUUGUGUUUUAUAAUCCUGGUGAGUCCUUAGCGGCGUGCUAACUCGUUAGCGGCGUGCUAACUCGUUCUCUCGUCAGGUGUUUCUACCUGACGUGUCGAAGGUCAAAAUGUUUGUGGCUUUAGUUUUUUUCUUUAUCAGGGCAGAAAGUUUAGUGGCGUUAAAGGAAACGUUCAGAGUUCUUUGAAGUGGGACGAAAUCAGAAGCGUUUUCAAAUAUUUAUGAUUAUUUCUAGUGCUUUACCUCGCUGUUAGACUGUAGCCCUGUUCACACUCUAAAGGAGGAUUUUAACUAGAGCUGCAACAAUUAUUCAUUUAAUGGAUUAUUUAAUUAAUCGUCAACUAUUCUGAUAAUCCAAUAAUUAGUUUGAGCAGUUUUUUAAAGGCAAUAAGUCCAAAUCUCUGAUUUCAGCUUCUUCAAUGUGAAUAUUUCUGGUUUCUUUGUUCCUUUAUGACAAUAAACUGAAUAUCUCUUUGGUUUGUGGACAAAACAAGAGAUUGAUAUUUUUCAACAUUUUAUUAACUAAACAACUAAUCAACUAAUUGUUUAAAUCAUCGAUUAAUUGUUUAAAUAUUUAACAGAUUAAUCCAUAAUGGAAAUAAUCGUUAGUUGCAGCUCUAGUUUUAACCUUUUAAAACCGUUUAUUGGUAUUAUUGUGACUUUUGAUGAGUCUGAAGCCUUCAAACCCAGUUCUCCACCUGACCGCUGGGUAAAGCAGUGUAAAUAUUAUAAAUAUAGCAUAAACUUGACCUGAUUUCUUAUCAGAUUAGGAGCCGAGAUUCCAGAUUAUUAAUCUCAAAGUGUCCCACUUCAACAGGAUCCAGACUUUCCUCCUGUCGACGUUUGUGUCCAGCUGCCUUUUUCUGUUCCAACCUAAAACCUCCUUUUGUGUUGUAGAAAAAAGCACAUUAUUAUUGUUAUUAUUAUUAUUAUUUAGCUUUUCUUCUUGUUAUCACAUUUGUUGUCUAACACUCCUGUGUUAACCUGGUGAUGCGUAGCUUUGUAACAGUGCGGUUACAGUAACACUUCAGUCUGGUGUUUCCGUGUGACAUCACAGGUCAGAGUUGACCUUUGACCUGUGAUGUCACACUGCUGCAGCGUGACAUCAUGAGCAGAAGACUGAUGUACCGUACGCUGGCGGAGCAGGAAGCAGAGCCACAGCAGAGCAGAUCUCUGUCCAUAGAUAGAUAGAAUUAUAUUAUAUAGAUAUAUACAAUUAUAUUAUAUAUAAAUAUAUAACUCUAGAUGGCUGUUAGCCAACGGAGACGACUCAUAACAUCAGUCUAAAGCUGCACGUAGCAUUAAAAUAACCAGAUUGAUUCAUUUUAAACCCAUUUUCUAACGGUUUGGUUUGUUCUAAACCUCAGAGUUGUAGUUCUGUUCCUGCGUACUCGAGAAUAAUAAAAACUGCCUGUAAACCUCUGAUUGGUGAUUUUAAAAUCAGCCCCUAAAACCUGAAGUUUCUCUCUAAAUCCAACAGAAGUGUCAACUCUUCUACUAAAUAAUAGAUUUUUCAGCCUCUGUAGCAGAUAGAAAUCAUGGUGAAGACGACUAUAGCGGAGGGAGCUCAGAUAUAACAGCUAUAAGCUCUGAUACUUUAUGAAUUUCAUUUCUAAGUUCUGGAAAAGUCCCAUGAUGCAUUGGGACACUCCCACAUGGAUUCUCAUUUUGUGUCUUUUUUUUAGUCACUUUGUGUCUUUUUGGUCAUUUUAUGUCUUUUUUUUUAGUCAUAUUGUGUCUUUUUUGGUCAUGUUGUGUCUUUUUUAGUCAUUUUGUGUCUUUUUUUGGUCAUUUUGUGUCUUUUUAGUCAUUUUGUGUCUUUUUUGGUGAUGAUUUCAAAGUUCUGGAAAAGUCCCAUGAUGCAUUGCGACACUCCCACAUGUAUUCUGAUGCAUUUCAUUGGCCAAGAGACCGAAAAUAGGCGGAAAAAACUACAAAUACUACAAAACCACAUAUCCUCUUUCUGCUUUAAUGGUAGAAUAACACAACAGGUUUUAAUGGUAGAGAUGAGGUGAUGCUUUAACACCUUAAAUGGGUUAAAAUGAAUCAAUCUCUGGUUAUUUAAAUGCUACAUGCACCGUAGACUAACCUAGCCAUCUAGCCUUUCUUAUAUAUAUCUAUAUAUAUAUCUAUCUAUGUGUCUGUUACCCAGCAGAGCAAAGGAUUCUGGGUAACGGAGCGCUCCUCUGCUGGCGGGCCGAGCUUCAUGCUGCUGCUCUGCUGGUUUUUGUGCCAUAAGUGGCUUGUUGUGUGUUUGUCCAUGUGCCUAAAUGUUCUGGUGGGACUGGAGGGUGGAGGGAGGUGUGUGUGUGUGGUUAGUGUGUGUGUGUGGUUAGUGUGUGUGUGUGUGUGUGUGUGUGUGUGUGUGUGUGUGUGUGUGUGUUGAUAACCCUUGUUACAGGCUGCGUUCAGGCUCAGAGCAGCUGUUGGUUCUUCAGACUGACUGUAGAUCAGUUUGGACGCAGCCGUGACCUCUCAGUACCUCCAACAUCCUGAAGCUCAGCAGGUCGUCAGACGAUGCGUUCAGGGGCGCUGGGAGCUUUGAGGACGGGACGGUGACGUCACCAGGAGCUCAGAGCACAGACCGCUCUGUUACUGUGGAGGAUUUAACCCUCUGGGCACCUUCAUCCCACUGUCAUCUACUCCACUGUAGACCCUCUGGGCUGAAAAUGUCCACUUAAAAAAAAAAACACUGUAAAAACUUUACAGAUUUACAGACUCCUAAAGACGUCACGGUGCAGAAAAGACCCUCUAAUAUCUCCUCAAGAUAAAGUUCAGGACCUGAGACCUUUAAGGUGGAGCACUGGAGCAGAUUUCUGGGUCUCAGGCAGAAGAACAGAGGAGGAGACACAGAAAAAGAAAAGAGAAAUGUUUUUAUUCAGAUUCUCUGGUGGUCUUCAUCAGGUACAAACCUGUGAUGUCAUCUCCUCCUGGUGAUGUCAUCGUCCUCUCCAACUAUCAGCUCUCAGACGCUUCAGAUAAACUGGUAACACUUGACUUCACUUCCUGUUUACAGCGUCCACUCUCCAACCUCCAGCAACAACCAAACGUCUCAAAACAAACCACAAAAAUCACAAAAAUCACACUACAAGACUGAAACCAUCCUGAUAACUGCUGCAGAGUCUGUAGGGCUGAUACAGAUAUAUUUAGGAUGAAUAUUGAUAUAUAUCCUGAUAUUUUUAUCACAAAAUGAGAGCAAAUGUUGAAGAAAGUCAAAUAUGACAUGUCACAAGUAGUUUUGUUGAAACUGUUUAUUAAAGUGAACAUAAAUACUGUAGAACAACAGGAGAACCUUUUUGUUUAUGAAAUAAAAUAGACCAAUGGUGGUAUAGUUUGUCCCAAAGUAGCUGAAAAACACUAUUAUAUAUGUGUGGUCUGUGGCCAUCGGUUCGAAUCCCAGGACUCACGGGUCAGGAACUAUUUGUCAAAAAAUAGAAACAAAUUACCACAUUAUGGGAAGUCCAAAAAUGACUCCACGUCGAUUUUUGUCAAAAAUUGUCAAAUUUUAAAAUGCCUAAAAAUGCUUAAAAUUGGUCAAUUAUGUAUAGUUGAUACAUAUUAAAGCAUAAUAUGGCCAGAAAUGACAGAAAAACACCAUAUUAUGGGAUGUCCAAAAAUGACCCUUUCAAAAUAAAAGUCAUACUAUAGCAUGUCGAUUUUGGUCAAAAAUUGUCAAAUUUUAAAAUGUCUAAAAAUGCUUAAAAUUGGUCAAUUAUAGUCUGUUGAUACAUAUUAAAGCGUAAUAUGGUCAGAAAUGACAGAAAAACACCAUUUUAUGGGAUGUGCAAAAAUUACCCUUUCAAAAUAAAAGUCAUUCAAAUUUUAAAAUGCCUAAAAAUGAUCAAAAUACACUCCGUUACAUAUUAAAGCAUCAUAUGGCCAGAAAUAAAUUUAUUUAUAUAAGAAAAGAACAAUGAACAUUACAAAACAACUAAAUAUGACAAACCCUAGCAAGGGCAGCAUUUAUAUAGAAAGAAAGGAAACAAUUUGAACUAUAUGGAUAUAUCUGAUUUCGUCUAAUUCCAUAUCCCAUUUAAAAAUAUAUCGAUAUAUAUCUUUUAUAUCUUAUAUAUGGCCCAGCCCUACUGCUACAACAGUAGUUCUGUAAAAUCCAAACACUAAAAAGGUUUAAAACAGAUUCCAGUUUGUCGUUCAGAACUCCUUCACCACUUGUUGCUCUGCAGUUUUCUGACCUUUAACCAAUCAGAUGUCCCCGUUGUGAGUCCCGGCUGGAGAGUGGAGAGCAGAGAAGUGAACCAACCACUGAUCGUUCUAACUGUUGAACUGAAGACGCAGCAGGCAGCUGACAGGAAGCAAAGGCUCAUGGGAGUUGGAGUCAGAAGGGACGUCUGUGUUGUCUCAGAUAUGAGACGCCAGAUAUUUGAUUUUACUUUGAUUUGAAAUGUUUCAAAUUCUUCUUAACGAGCCUCCGGACCCUCGUUCUUACUCUUCUUAACCCUUUAUCAGGCAAAGAACUUUAUUUGGUAACUUCAGGUAAUAUUUCGGGAAAAAAAGUUGCAAAUUUACUAGAUUAAAGUGAUAAAAAUCUAUAAGAAAAAAAGUCGCAGAUUUAAGAGAUUUAAAGUGGCAAAUCUGCGCGAAAAAAGUCGCAGAUUUACGAGAAAAAAGUGGGAAAACAACUUUUUCCUCCCAGAUUCACCACUUUAAAUCUCAUAAAUCUGAGCAUUUUUUUCUCAUAGAUUUGUCACUUUAAUCUUGUAAAUUUUUUCUCAAAAUAUUAUUUUCAUGUUUUUUUUUUUUUACACAUUCUGUCUGUAAUAUCCUCCAAUAUUCUCUAGGGUUGACAUUUGGAAUUUGCAAGUAUUUCAAUGAGUGUCCUAUUAUAGAAGAGUAAGAACGAGUCUCAAAAAGUCUCCAAUAACAACAGGAAAAAGUCGCUGUAUUUGUCUCCAGUAGCUUUUUUUAAAAUGUCGAAACAAAAAUAGAAACCAAAGCAUCCGAUCUGAAACGUUUCAGCGAUGUCUGGAAUUAAUAUUUUUAUGAUCUCGUCAGAGAAAAAGAAACCGGAGCUGUUUGUGUCCCGUCACGUUAUCAGACGGCUCGAGAUGAAAAUAACUGCAGCAUUAAAAAAUUGCUUUAAAAACAAGGUGCAGAAACACUAGAUCCAUAAAAUGAGCAUAAUAAAACUUUGGCUGAUGUGAAAAUGUAAAAGGUGCUAAGAAUAAAGGAAAGUUUAAACAUUUACACAAUAACAGAGUCGAAUCUAGAGCUGCAACAAUUCUAUUAAUCGAACAAUAAUCAAUUAUUAAAUUAAUCGUCAACUAUUUUGAUAAUCCAAUAAUUGGUUUGAGCAGUUUUUUAAAGACUGAAGUAGCUGAAAUCAGAGAAUUUGGACUUUUAUUUCCUUUCUAUUUAAUGUGAAUAUUUCACAUUGAGGACGUCAUCUUGUGGUUUGGGAAAACAGAUAUUUUAAUGACCAAACAACUAAUCGAUUAAUCGAUAAUGAGAAUAAUGGUUAGUUGCAGCUCUAGUCGACUCAGUCAAAAGCUUCAGAAUAAGAGUCGGUGGUCCCUGAAUUGAGAUUUUCCAGUUUCUAAAUUUGCUUCUCGUCUAUAAAUAACGGAAAUAAAAUUGGAAAAAAACUUUUUUUCUUCUUUUUCCAGUUUUAUUUAGGUGUUAAACGACCUCGAGGGUUCAGAUUGUCAGAGAUUUAAUUCUAAUUAAAACAUAAUACUAAUAAAGACCAGACGGACACAAACAGCAGCUCCAAAAACCUCCCAUAAAGCUGAUAAAGUGCAGAAUGUGAUUCUAUGCAGAUGAUGUUAACCUGUCGGUUGGAGCGUCUUCCUGCCUGUCUGCUGCCUGAACAUCACAGCACUGUGAUCUACAGACUUUAAUGACUGCGUGUGUGUAAAUAAUAUCUGAGAGAAAAAGACAGAAAACUAUUUGAGAAUACAAAG